Messenger RNA from Triticum aestivum (bread wheat), 1075 nucleotides. Its product is annotated as vegetative cell wall protein gp1-like. The transcript has 4 exons. The record is from RefSeq and is a predicted model, not a curated record. NCBI's taxonomy places the organism in Eukaryota, Viridiplantae, Streptophyta, Magnoliopsida, Poales, Poaceae. Bases 110 to 865 code for a protein of 251 amino acids.
GAUCCACAUCAAAAGCCCUUGUUACGAGAGAGCGCGCGAAGGAAACACACGCACGCGAACGCGCAGCUCAUCUAGCCCUAACCCAUCCAGCCUCCAUCGCCUGCCUCCCAUGGCGGCUCUACUAACGAGGAGCAUCGCCGUCUUGGCGUUGGUGCUCUGCGCCACCACCGUCGCUGAAUCCUUCAACAUUCCCGUGAUGUUUCACGACCUGUGGUUCCGUCGCAGCAUUGCGAGGUCCUCUUUCCAGGAGAAGGCCGCGGCGCCUUCCACCGCUCCGUCGAAGCCGCCAGUGCCGGCCCCCACGUCACUGUCAGCAGUCCCGCCCGUUCUGCCGACGCCUGCCCUGCCUGUGCCGCCCACCACGGCUCCGUCGUCCAACGCGCCCGCUCUGGCGCCUAUGAUGACCGUGCCCCCCGCGCAUGCGCCCUCCGGCGGUCCUGUUGCGGCGCCGGGGCCGGCGCCUUCUUCUGUCAGCCCCGGACCAGCGCCCGUGCCGGCGUCGUCUCCCAUGGCCGCUGCUCGGGUUCUGCCCCUGCCGCCGACCCCAGCGCCGGCUCUUGCUCCUUGGAUGCCAGCGUCCGCACCGAGAUCUAGCGCGCCGUCGCCGAUGCCCACGCUUCCCACUACGCCAGCUCCCGUUUCGCAACCCCCUGCGUCGGCACAACCCAAACCUGGUCCAGUGCUCCCGUUGCCGACGACCCCAGCGCCCGCUGCCACGCUGCCCGCCGCCAUCAGCUCUCCAGCUCCCUCGUCAGCGCCGGCGACCUCCCCGACCGCCCCGCCGGCUGCUUCUGCCGCUAAUUCCGUCGCUCCCAUGGGAGCCAUGGUCGUUAGCGCGGCGCUUGCCGUUGCAGCGCUAUUUUAAGCCCUUCUGUUUUCAAAAGUUAGCCAAGCGGAUUCAGUUUGUAGUUAGCCUUAUCACGAGAUACCAACUGAAGUGCUAGUAGGUACCUUUUUUAGGAUCGAUCCACUCUAGAAAUUUUUACUCCGGUUGUAAUCUGCUACGUACGUGUGUUAGCCUCGACUCUAUCUAUAGAAGAAGAAAAGUGAACGGCCCGUUCACAAUCAUUCGUUA